AUGGGCGGUCCUCCUAGCCCUGGCAAGGCAACGAGGAUAACCAGACCACAAAAAAAAGCUAAAACACGUUCAACAAGACGGCCCCCAGUCCUCCGCCCGUCGGUCACGCGCCUCUCCGGUAUCGGGGGCUGCCUCUGCCGACGAGGGGCGAUCAAAUCUCGGAGCAACAGGAUACCAUAGAAACGGACUACGGACGCGCCACGGUGACUGUCUACGUUUCGGAACCCUCAACUGCCGCUCGCUCGCUUCCGAUGCAGCAAAAGAGCAAUUGCUCGCGGCAAACCGAAACGCACUCAUCGACAUAGUGGCGCUCCAGGAAACAAAAUCUCAAGACACCAGCUGUAAGACUUGGCCAAACGGUGAACUUCUCAUCCUCGGCCACAAAGUCCCUGGGAAGAACGUCGGCGGCGUCGGUUUCCUCGUCAAUCGCUCGGUCCAACACCUCGUCGACUCGCACGAAAUCGUCAACGCCCGCCUCGGCAUCCUCCGACUCAACCUAGGAAAACGAGGAAGACUCACCAUCAUCAACGUCUACUCGCCGACCUCACCAGAAGCCGAAUCUAAGGCUAAAAGGGAAGAGAAGGAAAAGGAACUUGACGAUUUCUACCGGAAGCUCGAGGAAACGAUCCAACGAGAGAAGGCGUACUACAUCUUCGUUCUGGGUGACUUCAACGCGAAGAUGGGCAAGUGCGCCACUCCCUCGAUUCGUCACGGGAAGCACGGACUCGGAAUUCGGAACGACAACGGAGAACGCCUAGCCGAACUUCUCGACUCCAGAAGGCUCUACCACGGCAAUUCUCUCUUCGAGAAGCCUGAUCGGAGACGCUGGACCUGGAAAUCGCCCAACGGAGACACCACCAACGAGAUCGACCACAUUCUGGCCAACCGGAAAUGGUCUCUCCUCGACGUUGCCGUACUACCCAGUUUCGACGUUGGAUCCGACCAUCGACUCGUUCGCGCCAAGGUCCGUCUGAACCAGAAGUUCCUGAAGAAAGACUACCACCAGCCAUCGAGACCGAGAAGACCAACCUACGACAUCACCACGUUGGAGGAGAAGAUCUCGGAGCACGACUGGCAGCUUCUCGACGACCCGACAGCCGACUACGAAUCCCUCUGCGAUGGCCUCAUCAGAUGUGCAGAACCUGCAGCUCGACCAACCUCGUCUCUACCGCCGCGACUCGACCAACGAGCGAAAGAUCUGCUGCGAAGAAGAGGAGAAGUCAAACGAGACCCGCAGGCCACGCACCUAGAACGUCUGACGAUCGACAAAGCCUGCAGAAUGGCCGUACAAAAGUCUCUAGCCAACCGACGCAGGAGUGCACUUCUUCAGACAGCUGAGAAACGUCAAAGCCUCAAGAAGAAGAAGUUCGAGCUCGUCGACGAGCGAACGGUGAUGACAGCACUGAAGGACGAGAACGGCCAGCUGAAGACGUCAAGGAACGAGAUGGAGCGCCUGACGGUCGACUUCUACACGAAACUCUUUCGAAGCGACGUUCCCGUCCCCAGAACACCAACGCCGCCACCAGAAGAUGAACCCCCGAUCCUUCCCGAAGAAGUCAAGUACGCCAUCAGGAAGCUGAAGGUCGGAACGGCCGCAGGACCCGACAACAUCUCAUCCGAACUGCUGAAGGCUGGAGGAGACUCGCUGUACCGACUACUUGCCCGGCACUUCUCCAAGUACCUGAGCGAAGCCUCUAUUCCGGAACAAUUGAAAACGUCCAGGACGAUCCUCAUUCCGAAGAAGGGCGACCUCACCGACCUGAACAACUUCAGACCGAUCUCCCUCUUAUCGGUCGUCUACAAGUUGUUCACCAAGGUCAUCGUCAACAGACUAGAGAAGCAACUCGACAACUUCCAACCGUUUUCGCAGGCUGGCUUCCGACGCAACUACUCUUGCCUAGACCACAUCCACGCCUUGACAUAG
Messenger RNA from Caenorhabditis auriculariae, 1924 nucleotides. The record is from the annotation of a GenBank genome assembly. NCBI's taxonomy places the organism in Eukaryota, Metazoa, Nematoda, Chromadorea, Rhabditida, Rhabditidae.